AACAACAGAUAAUCAUGCACAAUAAACUAUUCAUUUUCUGCUCUGUAAUCCUUUCAAUUUUAAAUACAAUUCGAGCCGACGAGCAUAAUCAUAUUUAUGAAGAUCAUGAAGAAGUAGUUCUGUGGAUGAAUACAGUUGGUCCAUUUCAUAAUAGACAAGAGACUUAUGGAUAUUUUUCAUUGCCUUUUUGCGUUGGCAGUAAACAAAGUAUCUCACAUUAUCAUGAGACGAUGUCAGAAGCACUGCUAGGUGUAGAAUUAGAGUUUAGUGGAUAUUCAAUUGAUUUUAAAGAUAGUGUACCUAAAGGAACUGUCACAUGUAUGGUUGAAUUGGAUGAAGAGAAAUAUAAGGCAUUUGUAUAUGCUGUAAAGAAUCAUUAUUGGUUCCAGAUGUAUAUUGAUGAUCUGCCAAUAUGGGGAGCAGUUGGUAAAGAGCAUGAAAAGAAAUAUUACAUACAUACACACAAACGAAUUGAUAUUGGAUAUAAUGGCAAACAAAUUAUUGAUGUUAAUUUAACAAAUGAGCAUGAACAGCUUCUUCAUGUUGGAGCUAAAAUCUCAUUCACAUAUGAAGUCAAUUGGAGACCAUCUACUGUCGAGUUUAAGGAUCGCUUUGAUAAAUAUCUUGAUCCAAAUUUCUUUCAACAUCGCAUCCAUUGGUUUAGCAUCUUUAAUAGCUUUAUGAUGGUCAUUUUCCUUGUAGGACUUGUUUCAAUGAUUUUAGUAAGGACAUUAAGGAAAGAUUAUGCACGAUAUAGUAAGGAUGAAGAAAUGGACGAUAUGGAAAGAGACUUGGGCGAUGAAUAUGGAUGGAAAAAUAUUCACGGUGAUGUCUUUCGUUCCUCAUCAUAUCCAAUAUUAUUCACAUCAUUAAUUGGUUGUGGAUAUCAACUGACUAGUGUCGUACUUUGUGUUAUUUGUUUCGCUAUUAUGGGCGAACUGUAUACUGAACGUGGAUCGUUGUUAUCGACUGCGAUAUUUGUAUAUGCUGCAACAUCACCAAUUAAUGGAUAUUUUGGUGGAUCUCUUUAUUCAAGAAUGAGUGGAAAAGUAUGGAUUCGUCAAAUGCUUUUAUCAGCAUUCCUUAUACCAAUGUGCAUCUGUGGCACUGCAUUCCUUAUCAAUUUCAUUGCAAUCUAUUAUCAUGCAACACGUGCAAUUCCUUUCGGAACUAUGCUAGCUGUAACAUGCAUUUGUCUUUUUGUGAUUUUACCAUUAACAAUGGUUGGAACGAUUGUUGGACGAAACUUAAGUGGACAGCCUGAUCAUCCAUGUCGAGUUAAUGCUGUUCCACGACCAAUUCCUGAGAAGAAAUGGUAUAUGGAACCAGUUGUCAUCACAUUAUUAGGUGGAAUUCUACCUUUUGGCUCAAUUUUCAUUGAAAUAAUGUACGGGCUGUUUCAAACUGUCUUUUAUUUCGGAUAUAUGGCAAUGUUUAGUGGAGCGUUAGGCAUGAUAUGUGGAACUGUAGGAUAUAUUGAAUUGAACAAUAAAAUGUCAACAUCACUUCGUGAGCAAUUAUUGAAACUUCAAACGCCACAAUCUUCUCAGUUUGUGGAUACUAGACGUCGUGACUCGAUUCUAUUUACACAAAAGGAUGCAGCAACAAAGAGCCGUGAGACGAUCUAUGAAAUUGGAUUGAGUGGAUUAAGAGAACUGAUUGAUAUUGACGAUUCCUUUUCUGAAUUUGAGAAUACAUUGUUUGAUUUUACAGUAAAGGAUGUCCAACGUGCUGUUGAAACUGAUGAGGUCAAUAAGCUACUUAAUAAGAACAUUAAACGAUUCAUGUUCCAUUUAUCGCCUUAUUUCCUCAUUCCUUCAUCACAUAAAUGCCUGGAAUGGCUUAUUCGUCGGUUCAACAUUAAUCUAUACAAUAAAGAGGAAAUGCUUAUGCUGAUUCUUCCUUAUCAUCAUACAAACAUGUUUGUUCGAUGUAUUCAAAUUAUGAAUUUUGACAAUUCAUCAGACAAGUGGAACUUCCUAAGUGAAGUUAAAAAGACAUCAACACCGUUGUCUAAGCUUACUCUAUGGAAUCACGGUGCUUCUCAAACUGAUUUCCUCGAUUUUGUUGGAAAAUUUACUUACGAUGCUGUAAAGGAACUUGAUAGAAGUGCAGGAAAAUUACAGACAAUGAUUUCAUUCUAUUUUACAUCUAUGGUCGGAUCUUUAGAACAUGCCUCAAAAAUUAAUGAUAAUCACAUCGUAACUGUGUCUAGAUUUUUAUUAAAAACAUACAAGUCUAACAUAACUGAUUAUAAUGCUGCCGGAUUUAUGAUUACUGCACAGCUUUUAGCUAAAAGUAGUUUGAAGGAAAAGCUUCUUUAUGAAUUUAUGGAUCGCAUCACUAAGUCAACAAACAUUAAGCUAGCAAGAGACUGCAUUUUGUUACUUGCUCUUAUGUUUCAAACACAAACUGAUGAGCUCAAAGUCAGCGAUGUAACUCUUCACAAUUUGAUGCAAAUGAAAGGAUUUUUGAUGAUUUUAAAGCAAGCAAUGAGAGAAGGAAAGAUGAUCACUGAUUUCUAUAAAGCACUUAUCUACAAGUUGUUGAUCAAAAUCCAGGAAAAGGAUGGGAAUUUCCUACAAUACAAGGAAUUUUGUGAAAACCUAUUGAACGAAAUUGACAUGGAUGAUGAUCUUGCCUGCAUAAUUAUCAGAACAAUCUUAGACAGUUACGUUCAAGAAGAUACUAAAAGUCCACAAACUCAAUCUGAUGAUGAAAUAGUUCUAUUAGACUCUGAUGAUGAGAAUAUUCCAUUAAAGUCUCAAGAUGUGACUAUUUGGUUCUCAAACCUGCUAAAAACACUUGAAAGACAAUAUCCCAUGUCAUUUGAUAUUGUUGUUAAGAAUGUAAUGACUAGAAUUCCUGGACGUAAACGUAAUGGACUAAAGAAUGUAUUAGGAUUUCUGUUGAAUGUUUCAUGCUCGACGAAUGAUACCAACAUAUUCGAGAACCUGUAUCAUCAUAAUCCACAUAUCCGUUCUGAAGCUGUCUCAUAUCUCGUCAAAAACCUGAAAUCGAUUGAAAGAACGCCAGAAAAUAUCGAUAUAUUAAAAAUGACAUUAACUGAGAGACUUAAUGAUGAUAAUCAGCUUGUUGUGCUUGAAAUGUUCAAAAUGGAUUUUGUUUUUCUAAACGAAACUGUCGGAAGUGAUGAAUUAGUUGCAAGAUUAUCAAAGAUUUUAAUGAAAUAUUGGGCCAAGCCUGAAAAGUGGAAUGAAAUUGCAAAAUUGGCAUUAAACAAGAUGACUUCAGAAGUGUAUAAAGGCUGUACAGACACAAAUAUUGUCCUUUUUGCUUUAAUGCCAUUUUUAUUUCCAAAAGACUCGAAAUCUUUAGAAUUCGCUCAAAUUAUUAAGAAUUCAAAUUAUGCAGCAACACAAGAUGCUCUCAAGAACUUACCUGCUAUUCCAAAAGAUCAUGUUAAGUGCUGUGAAGUCAUGAACGGAUAUUUUACAAGCCACAAGAAUUUGCCACCAAGUUAUUCAAUUCUACAGACUAUAACUCACAUUGUUAUCGAUAAUCACCAACUUGGCAGCAUUAAGGAGAAUUUUGCAUUUUAUUUAUUUGCUUGUUCCUUAAAAUCACCAAUUGAACAUGAAUUUGCAUUGAAAGUGCUUCAGAAUGUCAAAAAAGUUUACAACUUCCCGAAUUCGACAUUUAAUAAUUUAAAGAUCAUCAACGUGCAUCUUAAGAACCACGAAUUAUCGACUGACUUAAUGUCAACAGUUCUGAUUAAGCUUAUUAAUUGCAUAAAAUUUACAAGCUUUGAAAUCAACUUUGCAAGCCCAAACUUAGAAAUGAGGCUGAUCCUUGAAAUUUUCCAUUUUAUCGUCGACUUUUACUUUAAAGUUCAGCAAGUAUACCGCAGAGAUGUCAAUGAAGUCAUGAUUGAGUUUUUGGACAAAAUUUGCAACUCAAAUGAAUUAAAGAAGCUUGAAUUUUUAUCGCAAUUUUGUGUCCUUCACGCUGCUCAGUAUGAAUCAUGUGUGGAUAUCCUUGAGUUUCAAAUUAGAGUUAUGAACUUGUUCCAUCAUGUCCUGAAGAGUAAUCUUGUUAAUGUUCAACAUUACUCAAAUAUUAUGCAUCAAAAUGUCGUCUUAUCUUUAUGCUCAAAGUCUAAUAAAAUCCGAGAACUUGGAAUUAACAUAAUUGGUGAUUUAGAGAACCAGAACAUUGCUGAUAACUGGAAGUUCUUUUAUGGGAAGAUACUGGCAAGAAAAAGUGAAAUUUUGAUGGAUAAUGAGCAGAUUAAAAUGAUAACCUACUUACUGGCUAAUAAAAAGUCAUCAAAGUACAUCCAGGAGAUAAGAGACAAUAUGUUAAAGACUAUAAGCAAUGAAGCUACAUUUGAUUAUAUAAAAUCGGAACUAUUGAUGCUGUUGAAGCAUUUUACAGACAGAAAAGUUUUGGAUGUUUCAGCUCAAAUUGCCACAAAGAUUAUCGACGAGUUUAAUGACAAGGAAAAUUACUUUUUCAAUGAGAAUCAUGCAGCAAUUAUCAAGCUUGUUCUUAUGAAAUUCAAUCAUAUUACAGUUAGUGGAUUAUGGAAUCUGGCAUUAAAGUCACUAAAAUGUCAUUUCAUUAUGAACGAUGAGGAAGGAAAGAUUUUAACACCGUCGAUUCUACUCCUGCAAGCAAUUGAUAAUGAACUUUAUGCUAAAUUACAUCCAGAUCAUAAAAUGGAAAUUUUUAAUGCAAUAAUUGAGUGCUCAAUGAAUGAACAGCCAAGGAUUAUUCAGAAUGCACAGAAAGUCUUUUAUAGCAUCGAUCCUGACUGUAAAAUAAUCAAGAAUUGUCUUUUAAAGUUGACUAAAUCCACACACGCUAAAAACGCUAAAUCCAGUGAACUUUUUGCAUCUAAAGAUUGGAAAUUUGGAAUUGCACUAUUGGAACUGCUACAAAAUAAGACAAAAGAUAUUGAGGGCGAGCAUGAAUUGCUUGCACUUCUCUUUGACAUUCUUCAAAAUUGUUUACGCUCGUCAGAAUCGGAUAUAGAGUACAUUAAGCAAAUUAUUUUAUCACUUCUGUUGACAAUUUGUAAGCAAAUUUCAUUAAAUGGUAAAAAUCAUCGUGCUUUGGGUAUCAAUGAUUCAGUCUUUAAGACAGAAUUGAUUAUAAGAUGUAUUAAGGAAACACAAAAUCCGCAAACUCAUCAUCAUUCAUUAUUAUUAUUGGCACAACUCGCACUAAUGAUUCCUGAUCAAGUUCUACGUGAUAUAAUGACAAUAUUCACAUUUGUUGGAACCACCUUAGUUCGUCAUGAUGAUUCAUAUAGUUUUCAAAUCAUUACAAAAAUUAUUGAAAAUAUAAUUCCUAAUUUCUUGAAAGGAGCACAAAAGCAGGAAGUAAUUCCGAUUUUAAAGACAUUUGCGGCUAUUGCUUUGGAUGUUCCUGUUCAUCGUCGUAUGAUGCUUUAUGUCAAAUUGAUGAAUACAUUUGGUGCUGAGAACUUUUUGUGGAUGUUUAUUGGUGCACUUUUGGAGAUUCAAGUCUCACAACAUCAAAAAGGAGGCAGUCAGGAAGAACUUCCAGUUCGUCUGCAAAUUGCAUUGUCAAUUGCUAAGGAGUUUGAUAUAAAAACUAUAGUUGCUACUGCUACAUCGUUAAUUGUCUAUUUGAAGGAACUGCCAAUGAUUAUUGAUCACACGAAGUCCGAAUUUGAUUCUGACAACGAGAACAAAAUAUUCUGCUUAAAGACUCACACAAGUGGACAAGUAAGGCAUUUCAAGUACCUCGUGUCAUUAUUUUUGAAAUACAUCCUUGAGUCACCAGAAGUUUCGAACAUGGCACAUCAAAUGAGUCAGGAGAAGGUUAUAGAAAUGAGAACUCAAUUCCAAGACUUGAUUUUAAAUACACUCAUAUUGAUUCCGGACAUUACUAAGUUUAUUGAGCUUAAGCAGCAUGAAAAGUCAUGGCAAAUUAUUCUGCAAACAUCAUUUGAUAUUUUGGAAGCAUCAAUUGCAUUAUUGGCACCAGAUAUGCUACUCGUAGUCGUCGAGAAGUUAAUUUGUCAUGACUUUUUGGUCGUACGUAAGAAAGUGCUUGAAUUGCUGAACAGAAAACUCGAAGAUGAUUACUUUAAGAACUGCGAGAAUCAAAAAUUAUUAAAAUUAAUGAUUCCACUCAAGAAUGUCUACGAAAUGAUUGGAGAACAGAAUGUGAAGCUAGCCGAAGAAGUCGUCCAACAAAUGACGUUAAUAACAAUAAAACUACUGGCACGAAAAUUGUGUGAGGAAACGCCUGAUCCAUUUAUUGAUUGUCUGAAUCAUUUAACGAACGUUAUGGACGAUAAAAAUAUUCGAGUUCCAGUCAUGAUUAAUUUAGUUGAUUGCGUCGCUGAACUUGUUGGAGAAUUAAAAGUUCAUUCGAUUUCAUUGCUCGGUAAAAUUAUGCCUAAUUUGGUCAAGCUAUUGACAGUUCAAGAUGAUAAUCCAUCAACGCUAUUGCUACUCCAUUCAGCCACAUCGUCUUUAUUGAAAAUCAUUGAAACUGUUCCUCUAUUUUUGAGUCCAUAUCUUGUACAAAUUAUUUUACAAUUAAUUCGAGUAUAUCCAGUCUUGAAACUUAUUAAUGACUCAAAGAUUACGUUGACAAUUGGAAAGAUUCGUAAGAUUUGGGAGACAUUUGCAGAAUCAGUUCCAUCAAGAAUUUUAAUUCCAACAAUUCACGACAUUUAUGAGAAAAUUAAUCAAAAGUGCCAAUAUACAUCAAUUGAACCAUUAAUGGAACUAAUGAAUGAAAUCUUCCAAAAGACAGACAUAAAGGACAUAAAGAGUUAUCAAGGAGAACUAACUGAAUUCUUCAUGAAGGCUCUUCAGUUCCGUUGCAAUGUAAAAGAUGAUGACGAAAUUAGUUUCAAUGAAAUAAAUGACAUCGAGCUAUUCAUCAUUCGAGCAUUAAUUGCAUUAAUUUUAAAACAAUCCGAAGGCAGUUUCCGACCACUUUUUGAGAAUAUCUCUAAUUGGGCAAUUAAAGAUACAGAAGAGAAUGACAAUAAUCGUUUAAUUACAUUCUUUAGAUUGACAACUGAAAUUUCGAUCGCAUUAAAGUCACUGUUCUUACUAUUCGCGUCAGAUCUUGUCGAUUGUGCUGGUUCCAUUCUUGACAAAUGUAAUGCAUCGAAAGUUGAUGAAUUAUUCUUUGUUGGUGACACAGACAAGACUUUAUAUCUUAUUGAAUUCAUAUUGAGGACAUUAAACAACAUGUUCCUUAAUGAUCAUCAAAAUUUCAUCAAUUCACAACGUUUUGAGGUCAUCAUGCAGCCAAUUGUGGAUCAAAUGGAAAAUGUCGAUGCAUUAAAGAAUGAAAACUUUCUUCAAUUAUUAAGAAUGACUAUUGGACAAUUGGCUGUUGCUGCUUCUGAUGAUAUUCUAUGGAAACAAUUAAAUCAUCAAGUUCUGCUCAAGACACGCUCAGAAAAUCCAGAAAUAAGAAUUUUGGGCGUCAAGACAUGCGUUGACAUAGCGAGAAAAUUAACUGAGGAUUAUGAGACACUUAUACCUGAGACGAUUCCAUUCUUAUCGGAAUUAUUGGCAGAUGAAGAUUAUCAUGUUGUUCAGGCAUGCGAAAGUUCCGUACGUGAAUUGGAAACGAUUGUUGGAGAAUCUUUACAGAAAUAUUUUUAAAUUAAUUUCAACAAAAUUGAGUUAUGUAAAGGCAAGGAACACGAAAUAAAUAGGAUUUAAACAAAUUU
This is a messenger RNA of Chironomus riparius, 7696 nucleotides long. The record is from the annotation of a GenBank genome assembly. NCBI's taxonomy places the organism in Eukaryota, Metazoa, Arthropoda, Insecta, Diptera, Chironomidae.